Messenger RNA from Diospyros lotus (date-plum), 1799 nucleotides. RefSeq names its product cytochrome P450 71B10-like. The record is from RefSeq and is a predicted model, not a curated record. Bases 120 to 1661 code for a protein of 513 amino acids. Gene Ontology annotation, molecular function: iron ion binding; oxidoreductase activity, acting on paired donors, with incorporation or reduction of molecular oxygen; monooxygenase activity. Lineage: Eukaryota; Viridiplantae; Streptophyta; Magnoliopsida; Ericales; Ebenaceae. The transcript has 3 exons.
GAACGGCCAUUGCCGGGGCAUUCAUGCACCCAAAUCGCCAUUAAGCAUCACUUACCUCCUAUAAAAGAUCGAAACAUUGUUCACAUUGCCAUUGCCAUAGCCAUAGCCAAAACAAAGUAAUGGGUUUCUCCUCCUUUUCUUCAACCUUUCUCCCAUGGCUUCUCACCCUCAUCUUGCUAGUCCUCUCCCUCACCCUCUGCAAGUUCUUCCUUCUGAAACAGAGCAAAAAGUCGGCCAAGUUUCCUCCCGGCCCCAGAAAACUCCCCAUCAUCGGAAACCUCCACCAACUUGGCAAGAUUCCUCAUUACUCUCUCUGGAAGCUGUCUCACAAACACGGCCCGAUCAUGCUUCUAAAACUCGGCCGAGUCCCGACCCUCGUCGUCUCCACGCCGGAAUUGGCAAAACAGGUCCUCAGAACUCACGAUCUCGAUUGCUGCACCAGGCCUCUCUCUUGGGGCCAGCGGAAACUGUCCUACAACUUUCUCGACUUGGCCUUCUCGCCUUACGGCGAGUACUGGCGAGAGAUGCGCAAGCUUUGCGUGAUCGAGCUCUUGACCAACAAGCGAGUGCAGUCCUUCUGGAAGGUUCGCGAAGCCGAGAUUGGCCACUUGAUUGGGUCCCUGUCUGAAGCUUCGCCGAACCCGGUUGAUCUCAGCGAUGCGAUCCUUAAUUUGACAAAUAACGUGAUUCGGAAGAUUGCGUUUGGGACGAACCACAGGGAGAGCCAGUUUGAGUACGGGACGUUGAAGGAUAUUAUCGACGAUACGAUGGUUUUGUUGAGUGGUUUAGCGGCGUCGGAUUUCUUCCCGGCGGCCGGAGGGGUGCUUGAUUGGGUCACGGGGCUGCGGAGAAAGGUGGAUAAGACGUUUCGGAACCUGGAUGCGUUCUUGGAGGCGGCGCUGGAAGCGCAUCUGGAUCCGGCGUGGAGGCCGAAGCAGCAUGAAGACAUCAUUGAUGUUAUGCUUGGUUUGGCCAAGGAUCGAACUACUGUUGUCCAUCUUACCAAGGAUCAUAUGAAGGCAAUCCUAUUGGAUAUUUUUCUGGGUUCGAUCGUCACCAGUUCCGUCACUAUAAUCUGGGCCAUGGCUGAGCUUGCGAAGAACCCAAGAGCCAUGAAAAAGGCCCAAGCCCAAAUUAGAAGCUGCAUCGGAAGAAAGCCCAAGGUGGACGAAGCCGAGCUGGACAAGCUCACCUAUCUGAAACUGGUGGUGAAGGAGACUCUCCGGCUGCACCCUCCGGCGUCGCUGCUUCUUCCCCACGAAACCAUCCGGCACUGCCAGAUCGGCGGCUACAGCAUCAACCCCAAAACUAGGAUUCUGGUGAACGCAUGGGCCAUCGGAAGAGACCCCAAAAUCUGGACGGACCCAGAGGAGUUCAUCCCGGAGAGGUUUGAGAACAGUCCCAUCGACUUCAUAGGCCAUAAUUUCGAGUUAUUGCCGUUUGGGUCUGGCCGGAGGAUGUGCCCUGGGAUCAAUAUGGCUACCGUGUCUGUGGAGUUCACAUUGGCGAAUCUGCUGCACUGCUUGAACUGGAAACUGCCGGACUGGAUGAAGGAGGAGGAGCUGAGCAUGGAAGAAGAGUUUGGGCUGACCAUCAGGAAGAAGGUGCCUCUGUUGCUUGUCCCUGUCAACUACAAUUGGCAGGAGGAUUAUGCAGGCUAAUUAAUUAAGUGGGAGUUCGUUCAGAAAUAAAGUUGCUUGUUUUAGUUUCUAAUCCUUUUGUCGCUCAAUUAUAAGUAAUGAACAUCCUUAUGCAGUCAAUUAAUGUCUCUUUUGACAAUAUUAUAUUUGACUUCGCCU